This is a messenger RNA of Ricinus communis (castor bean), 559 nucleotides long. RefSeq names its product stress-induced protein KIN2. Bases 100 to 303 code for a protein of 67 amino acids. The record is from RefSeq and is a predicted model, not a curated record. The transcript has 3 exons. Lineage: Eukaryota; Viridiplantae; Streptophyta; Magnoliopsida; Malpighiales; Euphorbiaceae.
GCAAUCACAAGGGAAUGUCAUCACCAAAAACAUUUCUCUCAACUCAACCAUCUAAGCUUUCAAUUAAUUAAUCCAAAGUUUCCCAAAAAAGCAAGAAAAAUGGCAGACAACUCACAGAAGAUGGCUUACCAUGCUGGUGAGGCCAAGGGCCAAACUCAGGAGAAGGCUAGCAACAUGAUGGACAAGGCUGGCAAUGUUGCUCAAUCUGCCAAGGAAUCAAUGCAAGAGGCUGGUAACCAGAUGAAGGCAAAGGCACAGGGAGCAGCUGAUGCAGUGAAGAAUGCAACUGGAAUGAACAAAUGAAAGUAGAAUGACGACAGUUUUUUCUUCUUUUUUUUCUUUUUUUUAUGAAAAUAAGGGAACUUUUGUUUCUGUCAAUUCAGAUUUAUAGUUUAGGUGUUUUUUUGGGGGGUUUCCAUGUGGCCAUUUUCAUUCAGUAAUGCCCCUAUUUUAUUUUCUUUUCCUUUUUUUCUUUUUUUAUGGUUUUCCGUUUGGAUAAAGAGAAAAGCUCUCUCUGUGUAGCUCACUUCAUGUGAAUGCAAUUUUCCAUUUGCUUUUA